This is a messenger RNA of Salvia splendens (bonfire salvia), 2571 nucleotides long. RefSeq names its product lysine-specific demethylase JMJ706. The transcript has 10 exons. Gene Ontology annotation, cellular component: chromatin; nucleus. Bases 116 to 1774 code for a protein of 552 amino acids. Gene Ontology annotation, molecular function: histone demethylase activity. The record is from RefSeq and is a predicted model, not a curated record. Gene Ontology annotation, biological process: regulation of gene expression; chromatin remodeling. Lineage: Eukaryota; Viridiplantae; Streptophyta; Magnoliopsida; Lamiales; Lamiaceae.
ACUCCUUUAUGUCCUCAAAUAUUGGCAGCAAUUUAAAUGAAAGAGCUGAAUUUUCUAAGCGCAAAGUUGCAAAGUUUGAUACACCUGACUUUGAAUGGACUGAGAAAAUUCUGGAAUGUCCGGUUUACACUCAAGUGUGGAGGAAUUCCAGGAUCCUUUAGUUUAUUUGCAAAUGAUAGCUCCAGAAGCCUCAAAAUAUGGUUUCUGCAAGCUUGUAUCUCCUGUGAGUGCUUCUGUUCCUGCUGGUGUAGUUCUUAUGAAAGAGAAAGCUGGUUCCAAAUUUACUACUAGGGUGCAGCCUCUUCGUUUGGCUGAAUGGGACAGCGUUGACAAGGUCACUUUUUUCAUGAGUGGAAGAAACUAUACAUUUCGUUACUUCGAGAAAAUGGCGAACAAGAGUUUUUCUCGUAGAUAUUAUAGUGCUGGAUGCCUUCCUCCCUCAUUCAUGGAAAAAGAAUUUUGGCAUGAGAUAGCUUGUGGAAAGAUCGAAAGUGUUGAAUAUGCAUGUGAUAUUGAUGGUAGUGCAUUUUCAUCUUCUCCCAGUGAUCCGCUUGGAAAAAGCAGAUGGAACUUGAAGAAACUCUCACGGUUGCCAAAAUCCAUACUGCGUCUUCUAGAAACUUCUAUUCCGGGAGUCACUGAACCGAUGCUUUACAUUGGAAUGCUUUUUAGCAUGUUUGCAUGGCACGUGGAAGAUCAUUACUUAUACAGCAUCAAUUAUCAUCACUGUGGAGCAGCAAAAACUUGGUAUGGCAUUCCUGGUCCCGCAGCUCUUGAUUUUGAAAAGGUUGUCAGGGAGCAUGUUUAUACUCAAGAAAUAUUUUCAUCUGAGGGUGAGGAUGGAGCUUUUGAAGUCCUUUUAGGCAAGACGGCAUUGUUUCCACCCAAAGUUUUGCUAGAGCAUGAUAUUCCUGUUUAUAAAGCUGUGCAGAAGCCUGGUGAAUAUGUUAUAACUUUCCCCAGGGCAUAUCAUGCCGGAUUCAGUCAUGGUUUCAAUUGUGGUGAAGCUGUCAACUUUGCUGUUGGUGAUUGGUUUCCGUUGGGAACAAUAGCUAGCCGGCGCUAUGCUUUGCUUAACAGAACUCCUCUCCUUCCUCAAGAGGAGCUCCUAUGCAAAGAAGCAAUGCUACUUGGUGCUAGUGUGGAACUUGAAGACCCAGAAUAUACAUAUCAAGAUUUGAUAUGUCAGCAUCGUGCUCGUUGGUGUGUGAUGCAAUUGAAUGAAUGCAUUGAUGUCUCUUCUUUUUCCCAUGGAACAAUUAUUUGCAGUCUAUGCAAACGUGAUUGUUACGUAGCAUAUCUCAAUUGCCGGUGUUACUUGCAUCCUUUGUGCCUUCGCCAUGAUAUCAAAUCGAUUGAUUUGAAUUGUGGAGGUAUUCUAACACUGUCUGUGAGAGAAGAUAUCUUGGAUAUGGAAGGCACAGCGAGGCAGUUUGAACAGGAGGAGAGUAUGUCACUUGAGGUUGAACAAUGUUGUAGAAAGAGGACUCAAACUUCAUAUUGUUAUUAUGAUUCUGGUUUUGGUUCAUCGUCACUAAUGUCAACUGAAAAUCCUCACUGUAACACCGAUGAACACAAGGUGCCCAACAUGAAGAAUCAAAUGUCUCAGCUGUUGUCCAGACAUAUUGUUGGAAAUAGCUCGGAAGUCUCAAAAGCCUCAUGUAGUGAAUAUAUUGGUUCCCAUAGCAAAAUCAGUCACUGUCUGGCUACCAGAAGUACCAUUACUGAAGAAAGUGAUGAUUCAGAUUCAGAAAUUUGUAAUUCUGAAUUGUAAUUGUAAUUGUAAGGCAAGAGCCAUCAUAUGAGUGGUGUUCUACUGCUGAUAGUAAUUGUAAUUCUGCCGAAUCAAAAGAAGCCUUAGUUGGUUUGUCGAGGGACAAACCGCUGAAGGCAAGAGCCAUUCCUAUCUCAAUCAAGUUUAAGAGAACAGGAAACGAAGUUGUAAGUAAGCAUGGAGAAUUUGAGAGAGAUGAAAGGCAUGAGAAUGAGGUGGGGAAUGUCAGGAGGGAACCUCGGCAGAUUGAGAUACGGCCCAGGCGCUUUAAAGUCGGAGGACCAUCAGUUUUCGGGCACAAGGAGCAGUUGAACUAAAAUAUUUAUCAGAGUGCUGAAGCUGAUCUGCCACUGAUUAACUUCAACAAGCUGACAUUUUUAACAACAUUUGCCUCGAUUGGGAAUCUAACAACAUGGGAAAUUUACAAGAUCCACGGUGGGGAGCAGCGAACAAAUUUAACCAAGUUUAGAGUAAAGGCAUCAUCAUAUUUUUUGUGCAGGCCUCAAAAUGGGGCGAUAUGCAGGGUAAACAAUUCAUUGGGGGUUCUCGAGCCGGGGUGUGUUUUCCAGUCUUUGGCUGGAGAAUAAUAGCACACGCAGUGAGUAGAGAUAUUAGAUUAGUUCUCUUGUGUUGGUAUUUGACGGUUGAAUGAUUUUUGUGAGGACGAUGCAACGGGUAAAUUCCCGGCAACGACUCAUUAAUGCCUCUCCUGCUGCUUCCCAUUGAUAGGAAGGGUUGAUCACUGAUUGACUAUCACCACAUUAUUUUUUGUAGACACUGGCCAUAUCGCUUACACA